AUGGAUAUAAAUAACCCCUGGGAUAAAUAUUAUAUAUUGAAUUAUUUGAAGGAUGAAUUUUCAUUGAUUUAUAAAAAAGUGGAGAAUAUAAUAAGAACAAUAAAUAAGAAUUAUAUAUGUUAUUUCACUAAAAAUUUUAAAUAUUUAAAAGACACACACACAUUUUUAUUCUAUAUAAUAUUAUUCAAUGUCUCUAUUCUAAUCUUUUUAUGUUUCUUACUAUUUAAAUAUAUGCUUCAAAAUAAAAAAAAUAAUGACCAAAAUAAACAUGAAGUUGCAUAUAAUAGAAACGGAAAUCAAUAUAUAAUGAAAAAAAAUUACCCAAGGAAAGAAACGUACAGAAAAAAAAAAAAUGAAGAAAUGCCUAGAUUUAAAGAGGAGAAAUUCGAAUUUCUUCAAACAUUAAUAGACACAAAAAAUUAUCCUAUACGAAAUAUAAAUGAUCAAAGUGAGCUAAGUGAGUAUUAUUAUAACAAUAAUAAAAAAAAAGCUACAGAAAAAAAAAAUGCAGAAAAAAAAACAUUAAAUAGAAAAAAUAAGAAAGAAAUUUAUCCCCUUGAUAAUUUAUCAUUAACUCAAUCAUUUCCAUUGUCUUGUUUGUCCCCCAUAAAUAUGGACGUAAAAAGGAGCCGAAGAAGGAGUAAGCGAGGAAAAGAAAAAGAAGAAAAUCAAAAAAAAGCCAAAGAAAAAAUGGAAAAAGAAAUCAUAAUUUAUUCUGACAAUCAAAAAAAACAGCCAAAAUCUAAAAGAUCCACUUCCAAAAAAAAAAGUAUACCCAAAAAUGAUGGAAACGAUGAGCGGCCACGUAGUAGGAGUCGGAAACCACGAAAAAUAUAA
This is a messenger RNA of Plasmodium berghei ANKA, 837 nucleotides long. Its product is annotated as conserved Plasmodium protein, unknown function. NCBI's taxonomy places the organism in Eukaryota, Apicomplexa, Aconoidasida, Haemosporida, Plasmodiidae. The record is from RefSeq and is a predicted model, not a curated record. The transcript has 2 exons. Bases 1 to 837 code for a protein of 278 amino acids.